Molecule: messenger RNA, 1555 nt
Organism: Patella vulgata (common limpet)
Lineage: Eukaryota; Metazoa; Mollusca; Gastropoda; Patellidae
Product: neuronal acetylcholine receptor subunit alpha-7
Exons: 3
Coding region: 99-1319 (406 amino acids)
Biological process (GO): nervous system process; regulation of membrane potential; monoatomic ion transmembrane transport
Cellular component (GO): membrane; neuron projection; synapse
Molecular function (GO): extracellular ligand-gated monoatomic ion channel activity; neurotransmitter receptor activity; transmembrane signaling receptor activity
Source: RefSeq, a predicted model, not a curated record
UCUAGUAAUGAAUGAUAACAACGCAUUUUGUCAUACAUUGCCACUAUGAAGGUUGCAUUCUAUCUUUGGGAUUAGUGUUAUUUAAGAAAAGAUAAGAAAUGACGACUUCUAGUGUUCGGCUGGUGUUGGUAGUCGUGCUAAUACUAUUGUCGACCAGCAUUUACUCGUCAGAAGCAGCAACAGCUGAAGAUGUUGCACGGUUAUUUCAAGAGAAAGUAAUGAAUGGUAGCAGUAAAAUCAGACCAGUGAUGAAUCAGUCAGAUAUAGUUGAUGUAGAAAUGACACUUCAUAUUGUCUCCCUAUUAGAUGUGAACGAAGUACAGCAGUCUGUGGAAGCCACUAUAUGGAUGCAGGUAUUCUGGAAGAACGAAUUACUGGUUUGGAACCCCAAUGAUUAUGGUAACCUCACCAGUGUUUACCCACCAGAAACAAAUAUGUGGAAACCCGAUCUAGCUAUCAGUAAUGGUUAUGAUGAAUUGACUCCUGUUGGUUUGGAUUUUGUCCUAUUACAGUCGCGUCAUGACGGCGAGACAGAAUGGAAUCCGGGUCAAAAAGUCAGUUUUCUGUGUAAAAUUGAUGUAAGUAAGUUCCCAUUCGAUAUGCAGACAUGUUCUAUGGUGUUCUUUAACUGGGCGGGUAAAAGGGACGAGACUUCUCUGAAUUAUCGAGAAUCCACGGAAAUGAAAGAAGCUGAAGCUGGGUAUGCAAAUUCAGAGUGGGCAAUCAUUGAGAGACGAACUGAAAAACAACAGAACAGUCCCCAUGAAACUGUUCGUGUAAUAUUGGUCUUACAAAGGAAAUCCCUUAGCUUGGUGUUAACAGUGUUGUUACCAGUUAUCCUUCUGGCAUUCCUCAAUGUAUUCGUGUUCCUUCUACCAACUGAAUCUGGCGAGAAACUCUCCUUUUCUGUCACGGUUCUUCUUUCGCAAGCUGUUUUCCUCAGUUUUAUAUCCGGUCUUAUGCCCCAGACGUCCGAUUCUAUAUCAGGUCUUUCUAUCUAUAUAUCUGCUCAACUGGUCCUCAGCGCCAUCUACGUCCUCGUGACCUGCUUUAAUUUAAGUAUGUAUCACAGGGAUUCAAGAAACCGUCCUAUUCCUCGCUGGCUUACGAAAAUCCUCUGCGUACGGGUUGAUUCAGACAACAACGUUUAUCCUAUCAAAGAAAACGACGAAAAGCUGGUGACCAUGGCCGAUAGUCUUACCGGAAGUGAUAUCUGCCUUAGAUUGGACAGAAUUUGCUUCUGGGUGUUCUUGAUUGUUGUCUUUCUAAUGACAGCAUUGUUUCUUGGUGAUGGUUUAUCAGCUCAGAUAAAAACAUGAGACAACAGUGGCAUAUUAUAAUGAUCGACCCCCACUAUCAUUCGUUACAGAGAUAUUGGGGGGAAAUUAAGCAAUUAAAUAACUAUUUGAUUAUAUGCUUGUUUUAAAGUUUAGGGAUCAUUAUUAUUCUUUUAAAUGUUAUUCAAUCUGAUUAAAAUUAUAUGCAAUUUGUUUGUGGUUUUUAAUGUUAUCACACAUGCACUUUGUAAUAUAGAAGAUAUAUUGGGACAAUCCUG